ACAGCCAGGCUGUACACAGGGGCAAGUCCCUUAGAUCACAGCAGCUGCUAUAAUUUCUGGGGUGUCAGUGUGUCAGGGGGGUUGCACGGCAUCGCCUUUUAGCUGCUAUGGGCGGACCUACUUGUUUGUACUGUGUUUAACCACAAGUCUGUAUUUGGAAAAAUGCUGGUGUGAUUAAGUUUUAGAUUUUUACCCAAGCAUCCAUUCUGUGAUUUAAUAUUGUAAAAUGACAAAAAUACUACCCUUGAUUCAUGCAGAUACCUGCUUCUUGUCCUUCUGGGCCUGCCUGAGAAGAUAUUUAUUUUAUUACUGUGUUCACAUCGUCCUUUCCUUGGAGAUUAAAGCAGACGCCCACGUCCGGGGUUAUGUGGGAGAGAAGAUCAAGUUGAAAUGUACCUUCAAGUCGACUUCCUCUGUCACUGACAAACUCACCAUAGACUGGACGUACCGACCCCCCAGCAGCAGUCGCACAGAAUCAAUUUUUCAUUAUCAGUCCUUCCAGUACCCAACCACAGCAGGUACAUUUCGGGAUCGAAUUUCCUGGGUUGGAGAUGUAUACAGAGGGGAUGCGUCUAUAAGCAUAAGCAACCCUACCCUAAAGGACAAUGGGACAUUCAGCUGUGCUGUGAAGAAUCCCCCAGAUGUGCACCAUAAUAUUCCUGUGACAGAGCUAACAGUCACGGAAAGGGGUUUUGGCACCAUGCUCUCCUCCAUGGCCCUCCUCUCCGUCCUUGUCUUCCUCCCCUCAGCUGUGGUGGUGGUUCUGCUGCUGCUGAGGAUGGCGAGGAAGUCCGCAGGGCUGAAGAAGAGGAGCAAGUCUGGCUACAAGAAGUCGUCUAUUGAGGUUUCAGAUGACACAGACCAAGAGGAGGGGGAUGACUGCGUAGCGAGGCUUUGUGUUCGUUGUGCCGAGUGCCUGGACUCAGACUAUGAAGAGACGUAUUGAUGAAAGUCUUCAUGAUACAAGAAGAGUCACGUGCUGGCCGAAGAGGUCCCGUUCCACUGGCAGCUAAAGCCUCAGAGAAGCAGAGCUGGCUUGGAUGGCGGUGAUGGCGGAUUCUGGAAGUCAUCAGGAGAGACUUCAGGAACCAUUUAUUUAUUGAAAAAAUGUUCUUUUUAUAUUUAUAAACUGUUCACGAACUCUCCGAAGAAACUUAGAACUACCCCUUUUAAUAAGUUAUGCUCUAGUUGAAUGAAGGAGUUCUCUUCCUGAAUAGAAAGACACUUUUUGUUUCCCCUGUGCUCUUGAAUGUAUUACAUGUUUUCUUCCAGUUAUUUGAGGGGAAUCCUAAAUGUUGGCCACACCGUGGGUGCCAAAAUAGCUUAAAAAAAAGAAAUGGAGCUCAUAGCUUCCUGAUGUGCUACCAGAUGAAAGGUUUGUCGGGUAUCAGUGUCCCUUGUUAUUUGCUCCAUGAACGUUUUCAGCUGUGAAUCAGCAAAGAGAAUAUACUCCUGGGUUUCAUGACACUUUCAGUUGUGUUUGUGUGACUUGGAACCCUAAUUUCCGUUGAGUUGGCAGGGCCAGGAGUCCAUGUUUUGCUUUGACUGGGUUUUUAAAGUAUUAAAGUAUCAUCAAUUUAUAAUUAAGGAAGGGAAUGGUGACCUAAGGGGUCCCUUUCUUUUGUCUUGCUAGGUGCAGUUUUUUACUUUACUUUCUUGUAGCUGACUGAUUUGGUUUCCCUCUUGAUGUCCCAGAUCAGAGGCAAGAAAAACUCUUUGAAAGGUUUUUAGUGGGGAGUGUAGAGAACCUUUCCUCAGUUAUUUGUGAGGAAAUGCUCUUUUUUAACAAAUCCCAUUCUGGAGUUCAAAUGUUGGAUUGACUUUAAUGAUUGACUUUCUGUUUAAAGGAAA
Messenger RNA from Ailuropoda melanoleuca (giant panda), 1851 nucleotides. It is a transcript of the gene MPZL3, whose product is annotated as myelin protein zero like 3. NCBI's taxonomy places the organism in Eukaryota, Metazoa, Chordata, Mammalia, Carnivora, Ursidae. The record is from RefSeq and is a predicted model, not a curated record. The transcript is spliced from 6 exons. Bases 227 to 946 code for a protein of 239 amino acids. Gene Ontology annotation, cellular component: plasma membrane.